Sabethes cyaneus is the source of this 5714-nucleotide messenger RNA. It is a transcript of the gene Dcr-1, whose product is annotated as endoribonuclease Dcr-1. Gene Ontology annotation, cellular component: RISC complex; nucleus; cytoplasm. Gene Ontology annotation, molecular function: deoxyribonuclease I activity; ribonuclease III activity; protein binding. NCBI's taxonomy places the organism in Eukaryota, Metazoa, Arthropoda, Insecta, Diptera, Culicidae. The record is from RefSeq and is a predicted model, not a curated record. Bases 185 to 4684 code for a protein of 1499 amino acids. Gene Ontology annotation, biological process: pre-miRNA processing; apoptotic DNA fragmentation; siRNA processing. The transcript is spliced from 11 exons.
UUAUGAUAAUGAUGACGAUAAUGAUCAUGAUAAUGAUAACGAUAAUGAUAAUGAUAAAGAUAAUGAUAAUACUAACGAUAAUGCUAGUUAUACGGAAAACACAACUAUUGAAUGCCGUGAAAACUACUUAAGAUCGACAGAAAGUGAACUGCUCAAUCAAUCUGUGAAUAAUAGUUAUCAAUUAAUGGAAAACUGUACAAACGAAAUGAUAGAAAAAGUUGCUAUUUACAUGGAGAUAGAAAAGCUAUUACUGCAGAAGUGCGAAAAUGCUGAACCAUUAGAAGUUCAUCAACAGUACGCGGAUGGUUUUAAUCACUGCCUUGAAUUAUACAGACCUCUAAAAGCAGGUGGAUUUGAUCGUGCUAGCGGCGCUGCAGUUGGUUUAUCUAAUGCGAUACAAAUGAUCAACAAGUAUUGUGCGAAACUACCUAGUGAUACUUUCACUAAAUUGACGCCACUUUGGCGAAAAGCGAAAACUGUGCGCAACGGUAAUGAACUCUAUCAGUACACCAUUCGGAUGCCUAUCAAUUCCCCUCUCAAAGAAGACAUUCUGGGUUUGCCCAUGCCGACAGAAAUAUUGGCCAGAAGGAUGGCAGCUUAUAUCGCCUGCAAAGUACUGCAUAGCGCCGGAGAAUUGGACAGCUCAUUACAACCAAUAGGGAAGGAAUCGUUUCGUGCGUUUGAGGCGGAUUGGGAGGAAUUUGAAUUGGAGAGUAAUGAUGCACAGAUCGUCAGUGAAAAUUCUGAGCCUCGACCAGGAACAACUAAACGCCGACAGUAUUACUACAAAAGAAUUGCUUCCUCAUUUUCAAAUUGUCGUCCUACAAUCGGUUCUAAAGUUUAUCUUUAUCAUAUCGAUAUGACAUUACAAUGUCCCAUUCCAGAGGAACAGAACACUCGUGGUCGCAGGAUUUAUCCUCCAGAGGAAUCCCCUCAGGGUUUUGGUAUUCUAACUACAAAACUAAUACCAAAGGUUAGCUCGUUCCCAAUUUUUACUCGAUCUGGUGAAGUUAAAGUAGCAUUAAAUUUAUGCACAGAGCAAACCAUACUUAAUGAAGAUCAGCUAAACAAAAUCAAUCUGUUCAUCAACUACACAUUCACAAAAGUACUGCGGCUACAAAAGUAUCUUAUGUUGUACGAUUCAAAAGCUACGGAAAAUUGCUUUUUCAUUGUUCCUACAAUUACGCGACAAAAUGCAGUUCACGUUGACUGGGAGUUUGUCGAUGUGAUUGCUCAAAGUGUUGAGAAAAUGCCUAGUUUUAUACCUAACGAAGAGCGGAGGAACUAUUCUUUUGACAGCAAUCAGUUUAAAGAUGCGGUAGUUAUGCCAUGGUAUCGCAAUCAAGAUCAACCACAAUACUUUUACGUUGCGGAAAUAUGCUACCAUUUGUCCCCGAAAAGCUCUUUUCCAGGCCUUAACUACACUACUUUCGAGGAAUAUUACUUUAAAAAGUACGAUAUCCAAAUACAAAACUGCAAACAGCCUUUGUUGGAUGUGGAUCAUACAAGUGCAAGAUUGAACUUUCUGACACCUAGAUAUGUUAAUCGUAAGGGAGUAGCACUUCCUACCAGCUCAGAGGAAACGAAACGAGCAAAGCGAGAAAAUCUCGAACAAAAACAGAUUUUGAUUCCGGAGCUUUGCACAAUUCAUCCUUUUCCAGCCUCUCUUUGGCGAGCAGCCGUGUGUCUACCAUGUAUUUUAUACAGAAUAAACGCAUUGCUACUAGCGGAUGAAAUUCGGAAAGAAGUAGCACAUGACCUUGGUCUGGGUGCUACCAAUAUCUCCGAUGAAAACUUUGAAUGGCCGAUACUCAAUUUUGGUUGGAGUCUAGCAGAUGUUUUGAAAAAAUCGAGGGAAGCUAAAUUAAUGGCUACGAAACAACCAAAAGAUGUUGAAAAUGUUCCAACUGCCGUUUCUAUAGCAUCCAGCGAAGAGCAACUGGAUGAAGAACGACAAUGCAACCAAGAAGAAGAGAAUAAUGUAAAACAAUCUGAUGAUUCGCUUGAUUUGAAGACAGCAAACGAUUUACUCGAAGAAGCAGACAAUAAACUUAAAGCAGAAGGAUUCCAGAUUGGUACAUGGUCGAAUGAAAUGGCAACUGAUAUUCAAUCAAAUAUAGGUGACGGUGAAGACUGGGGUUUACCAUCAAAUAUUGAUAUGUGUUCAAGCAACAGAACCAAUAUACGUUAUAGUUCUCCUACAUCCUGGGAUGUUACUGGGAAAGAGAUAUCGGAUGACAAUCGGUACUAUAGUGAUUCGGAAUCAUUUAUAUCGGAUGAUGAGUUUGAAAGUGCUGCUAUAGACGAUGACGAUGAGCAAAAUUGUGGCCUUAAAAUUCAAUUUAAAGAGAAUGUAGCAGAAGCAAUAGAGACUGAAUGUAGCAUCAUCAAACGUCAAAAACAAUUGGACAUAAUAAAUAGAACUAAUUUGAACGAACGGAUUUAUCAGAAUUCAAAAAAUACAACAAGCGGUUUUAAUUGUAUCAGUCCCGCGAACAUGAAUACUAGGUUACGAUUUCACGUCGAUCAAUUUGAAAAAUCUACUAAUGAGUUCAAAGAGAAAAUUAAAAAUUCCGGCACAUUGGUAAAAUUUAAUGAGCCACUAUCUGCAGAAAUUUUAUUGAAAAACUCUAGUUCUGAGGCAGCAUCACGCCAUAGUGAUAUUUAUGAUUUAUUUCCAUAUGCAUCGAAAACCCAAGUAGAUUCUUUUUUAUUGAUUGCCAGUGAUGGAUCAAAAGUUAUGAAUCUCGAUGGUUUUUACGAAAUCAACAGGCAGUAUUUUCCUGAGGAAUAUUCCAUUAUCGGCACUGGAGAUUUAUUUGAUACGUUCAAUGAUCAGCAUUUAGUUACGGUGGACGAACAAGGCAUUAAAAAAAUAUUACUAAAUAUUACCAACCCUUUUACAAAAGAUGUGAAACCAGCGGACGUCAAUAUCGAGAACAAACGGGCUGAUCUUUCUAUAUAUCAACCACAAAGUGAAAGAUCUCAUGAUGAUGAUGACAAUAUAAAAGCAUUCAGCUUUGACUCUCAGCCUGAUUUGAACAACCAUCCAGGACCAAGUCCCAGCAUAAUUCUUCAGGCACUAACAAUGUCCAAUGCUAACGAUGGUAUUAAUCUGGAACGCCUUGAAACAAUCGGAGAUUCAUUUUUAAAAUAUGCGAUUACCACCUAUUUGUAUUGUACUUAUGAAAAUGUCCAUGAAGGAAAAUUAAGUCAUUUGCGAUCGAAGCAAGUAUCAAAUUUGAAUUUAUAUAGGUUGGGAAGACGGAAAGUUCUAGGAGAAAAUAUGAUUGCUACAAAAUUCGAACCUCAUGAUAAUUGGUUACCACCAUGCUACUAUGUGCCAAAACAACUAGAACAAGCUCUUAUAGAUGCUAAGAUACCCGCUUGCCAUUGGAAUUUAGCAGACUUGCCAAAUAUUAAGCAACUUUCCAGUGACGAGAUUUGUAAGCUAGUAAAAGAACGUGCCCAAUCUCUUGGACUUCUUGAUGAUAGUAAUAAUGAGGAGGGUGAGCAGAUGAAAGAAAUCCAGCAACUGGAAAAACGUAAUGACGAAUACAUAAAAAAUUCGGAAUAUUUUGCUUGCUUCAUACCAUACAACUUGGUUACUCAACAUAGCAUCCCGGACAAAUCUGUAGCUGACUGCGUCGAGGCUUUAAUAGGUGCCUAUCUAAUAGAAUGUGGCCCGAGAGGAGCGUUGCUCUUGAUGGCGUGGCUUGGAAUAAGAGUACUACCAGUUUAUGAAAUACCCUUUGAAGCGAAUCAAAGUCGUAUUCCUGGAAGUACUUCUAGCUAUGAAAGAGAUGGAAUAAAAUUACAAUCUGUAUACGGCUAUUGGACUCCUCCCAGAUCACCACUAUUAACGUACGCUUUUAAUCCAGAAGCAACUUUAGAACACCUUCUUGAUGGUUACGAUGCAUUUGAGGAUUCCUUAGGUUAUCAUUUCAAAGACCGUUCUUACUUGCUGCAGGCUAUGACUCAUGCUUCUUACUGUCCGAAUCGUUUGACUGAUUGCUAUCAACGAUUAGAGUUUCUUGGGGAUGCCGUUCUGGAUUAUCUGAUUACACGUCACUUGUAUGAAGACCCAAGACAGCAUUCACCAGGAGCUUUAACUGAUUUACGUUCUGCUCUAGUCAAUAACACAAUUUUUGCAUCGCUAGCCGUCCGACACGAGUUCCACAAAUUCUUCAGACACCUUUCGCCAGGUUUGAACGAAGUAAUUGAUCGAUUUGUGAGGAUCCAACAAGAAAACGGUCACAGCAUUAGUGAGGAGUAUUAUCUUAUGCUGGAAGAUGAAUGUGAUGAGGCAGAAGACGUCGAGGUACCAAAAGCUUUAGGCGAUGUGUUCGAGUCUGUUGCGGGUGCAAUUUUCCUAGACUCAAAUAUGUCUUUAGAUGCAGUAUGGAAGGUAUACCGCAGUAUGAUGGGACCAGAAAUUGAGCAAUUUAGCAACUCAGUUCCGAAGUCACCUAUUAGGGAACUCUUAGAACUAGAACCUGAAACCGCUAAAUUUGGAAAACCGGAGAAAUUGGCAGAUGGUCGAAGAGUCCGUGUAAUGGUUGAAGUAUUUGGAAAAGGAACAUUCCGUGGCAUCGGCCGCAAUUACCGCAUUGCCAAGUGUACCGCUGCAAAAUGUGCUUUACGACAGCUUAAAAAACAGGGUCUGAUAAACAAACGUCGCUAGGAUAAUAAUGGAAAUGACUAAAACUCAGAAAGACUGUUCAAUGUGUAAGUCGUGGAUGUAAUUGUUCUAAUUCAAAUCCACUGUUAGCCUAAUUAAUGCAGUAUUGUUAAGUAUAUCUAGUCAUAUUUCUCGUGUUUUAUUGAAUUAUAGAUAUCGUUAUCAUGUUUUCUUUACAUUGUUCAUGGUGGCUGUAGAUAUGUGUUUGAAGCUGUGUAAUAAGGUCAGAUGAAUAGGUACGUCACUGCAGAAACAAAAGAGUGUUUCCCUCGUCUUAGUUAAGAAACAAGUCGGGAAACAAAUUUGGACUUGGCAUGCUUUAAUAAUUUUAAGAUAUGUACUUUCAAAAAUUUUAUAAUUUACUCCUGAAUAUAUUGCUCUUUUGAAUGCAGAUGAAAGAAAAUGGUCGAAAAAAUUCCGUGGGUUAUAGACCCCCCCCUAGAAAUAAGCACUAGUUCCGCUAAUGGUUGUUAUUAGUUCCCAUCUUCGUCUUCAUCCAAGAUUCCAUCUUCUAUAAUUAUAUUCUCGUUGUCGAUUGAAAAGAAAAAAAAAGAAGAGAUUGAGGGUUUUAGUCAGUUUGUUGGUUGUUUUAGGAUUAUUUAUGUUAGGAAAUAGAGAAGAAGAAGACGUAGAAGAAAAAAACAUAUCGCAGAUUCAAAUUGGUUAAAAAAAGAAGUGGUCUGGCCGGCGAGCGAGGCAGCGUGUGCUUUAAUACUAGAUCCUAAGAUUCACUGAAGUCAUCUUGAAUAGAAUAUAGAAUCAUAGAAACUCAGCCCAUAUAAGAUACUAAAUAAGAGGCAGAGCUUCCAUUCGCUUCCUGGAAGUAAGCCCCCAAAGGCUGAUCUACCAAGCCCAGGGCUUAUUGUAAAAUUAUUUAUGAAAAUUAUGAUUUAAGUCUUUAAAAAAGAAACAUUGCCUACUUUUAUAGCGAUUUGUAUUACACAAAUUUAGUACGCAUAUGCUGCUGGUACCGUCCUAUCAGUUUCAUAACGGAAAGUGCUAUGUCAAUAAAAGGCGACUGCAAUUAUUACUU